GGAAGUUCCACCAUCACGUACAGACCUGCAGCAGAGAAGCAUCAUUUCAUCCAGCAGAGACAGAAUGACGCCACGACUGCAGCUCUUCAUCACUUUACUGCUUCACUUUGGAGCAGGAAUCAGUGAUGGAUGGAUCGAUCUCUAUGACAGACCUGGAGAUUACUGGCAUGACUCGGUUUAUGAUUAUAAUUCCACACUUGUGGAUCUGAAAGCUUUAUCAGGAGUAAUUGUUCUCCAUCACGAAGCUGGAGAUGACGUCGUUUUACCAUGUCAAAUUGAAUCUUCAUCCGACGACUGUUUUAAUCCAUACUGGAUUUACAACAACAUUCAAAAUGCUGAACACAUCAAGGUUCGUUUGGGAUAUAUUGAGGAGGAGUCACCUGGAGCUGACAGGAUGAAUGUGAGCAGUAACUGCUCUCUGAUCAUCAACAACAUCACUGCUGAAGAUGCUGGUUAUUACAGCUGUUGGAAUGGAUAUGGUUAUUCCGCACAUGUGUAUCUGAAUGUUGUGACAGCAGGAAUUGUUCUCCAUCACAGAGCUGGAGAUGACGUUGUUUUACCAUGUCACCUUGAAUUUACAUCCGACGACUGUUAUCAUCUUGACUGGAUUUACAAAAACAUUCAAAAUGCAGAUGGACACUUCAAGGUUAUUGAUGGAGAUUUUGUGAAGACGUCACCUGGAGCUGACAGGAUGAGUUUGGGUCACUGCUCUCUGAUCAUCGUCAGCAUCACUGCUGAAGAUGCUGGUCGUUACACCUGUAGGGAUGGAUAUGGUUAUUCCGCACAUGUGUUUCUGAAUGUUUUAACAGAUUCCAGUGUGAUCAAUACCAGAUGGAUUAUUGGAUGGCUGGUCGUGGGACUGAUGGUGGUUCUGGUCAGCAUCGCUACGUUUCUCAUCAUUUACAGGAUGAAAGUUAAAAGGAAUAAUCCCAGAAAUCAAACAGGUGAACUAUGAAGACGAUGAAGACCUGCCUGCUUCUGUCUGAUCCACAGAUCAAUAAAUCAGCUGUGUGUGAUGGAAACAUUAGCGUUAGCCUGGCUACAGAGCAGCAGACGGAUGUUUGGUCUCUGAAAGCUCAGCUCUGUUUAUGACAAUCCUAGUGUUUAGUCUUCAUCAUUUUGUGAUCUUCAAAAAUCCUCUGCAGCUUUUCCUCGGUGUCACUCCUGCAUCGAGGAGCCUGAUGGAUGUUUGAGCCGCUAGCAUGCUAACGAUGUAUUAAAUCUCCUAAACUGGGAUCAUCUCUCUUUAUUCCUGAUAGUUUCAUGCAUAUAUUAAUCAUGUUUGUAAAAUAGCAUUUUUCCAUCUCUGUAAUGUCAUAAAGAUUAGGAACAUCCUCUUGAUCUCCAUCCUUUUUUGGGGAAUCAGUUAAUGAAGGCAUUAUCUGUUAUUACGGUUUUAAGAUACAUAUUGAAGUUACAUUUGUUUUAAUCUGAGCUUGUAUUUUGUUUCAUGCUGUUUAUCAGUUGUAGUUCAGUCAACUAAAAUAAUUUGUAGUGCUCUGUCAGCUAUAUUGCAGCUUUAUAUUUGUAGCCUCACGUGCUUUAUACCUUUAAGGUACCGUGAAAUAUGUUGAUCUAUGGAGUUUAUCCAAUAAGUGUUCAUUGUUGUAUUCUUUU
Molecule: messenger RNA, 1617 nt
Organism: Cololabis saira (Pacific saury)
Lineage: Eukaryota; Metazoa; Chordata; Actinopteri; Beloniformes; Belonidae
Exons: 6
Coding region: 65-955 (296 amino acids)
Biological process (GO): T cell activation; positive regulation of ERK1 and ERK2 cascade; interleukin-15-mediated signaling pathway
Cellular component (GO): membrane raft; external side of plasma membrane
Molecular function (GO): MHC class II protein binding; protein tyrosine kinase binding
Source: RefSeq, a predicted model, not a curated record